Argiope bruennichi is the source of this 2142-nucleotide messenger RNA. Its product is annotated as hemocyanin B chain-like. The record is from RefSeq and is a predicted model, not a curated record. NCBI's taxonomy places the organism in Eukaryota, Metazoa, Arthropoda, Arachnida, Araneae, Araneidae. The transcript is spliced from 9 exons. Gene Ontology annotation, molecular function: oxidoreductase activity. The coding region runs from base 62 to 1954 and encodes 630 amino acids.
UUCCGUCCGCCUGCGUGUGUUAGUCUGGCCGUGCGUUUUGCUGCCCAAGCCUAAGUUCACAAUGUCCACUGCAUCGGAGAAGCAAAAGCGGGUCUUGCCCCUGUUCCAGUAUGUGUCCUUUUCCACCAGGGACAAGUUUGGAAUGCGGGUGCAGAGGGACCCUCGCCUGGCAGGCUUGGGCAUUUUGGGAAGGGGCGUCCUCUUCUCCUGCUUCCACGAGGAUCAUCUGAAGGAAGCCACCCAGUUGUAUGAAGUACUCAUCACUGUUCCUACCUUCGAAGAAUUCCUCGAUUUGUGCCAUCAAUGCAGGGACUACGUCAACGAAGGACUGUUCGCAUAUUCCGUGUCCGUAGCCAUCUUGCACAGGAAGGAUUGCAGAGGUGUCAACUUGCCACCAGUUCAAGAAAUCUUCCCUGACAAAUUCGUCCCAGUAGAAACCUUGUAUGAGGCCUACAAGUCCACCCAAUUGUACAAAGAUGAUGAAGACGUCAUCAUUGACAUCCAGAAGACAGGUAACAUCAUGGAUCCUGAAUACAACUUGGCUUACUACAGGGAAGACGUCGGAAUCAACGCACAUCAUUGGCACUGGCAUCUUGUGUAUCCCGCUACAUGGAGGCCAGAGGUCAUUGGAAGGAUCAAGGACAGGAAAGGCGAAUUGUUCUUCUACAUGCAUCAGCAGAUGUGUGCCAGAUACGAUUGUGAACGUCUGUCCAAUCACAUGCCCCAGAUGAUUCCUUUCCACAACUUCCAUGAGCCUCUUGAAGGAUACUCUGCCCAUCUGAGUUCCAACAUCAACGGUUUGCCGUACUCAUCCAGAAGUUCUGGCACUAAACUCCGGGAUUUGGAUGAUUGCGCUGUCCAGGACAUGGAACGAUGGAGAGAAAGGAUCUUGGAAUCCAUCAACUUGGGAGUUGUUGUUGAUCCCAACGGACACGAAUUCCCACUCGAUGAAAUCCACGGUAUUAAUAUUCUUGGAAAUAUUAUUGAAUCCAGCUACGACUCAGUCAACGUGCCAUUCUACGGAAGUUUGCACAAUUGGGGACAUGUCCUGAUCGCUGCAGCUCAUGAUCCUGAUGGCAGAUACAAGUUGAACCCUGGUGUUAUGGACGACACAGCUACUUCCCUCCGUGAUCCCAUCUUCUACAGGUGGCACAGGUUCAUUGAUGACCUUUUCCAAGAAUACAAGAAAAAACUCCCCCCAUACAGCAAAAGAGAACUGGAAUUCGGCAAUGUCACAGUCAAAUCUCUCAGCGUCAAGGCUCAGACUCCUAACACAAUUAGAACGUUCUUCAAGCAAGAUUACUUGGAUGUCUCCCAUGCUUUCUACUUUGGCAGAUCUGGAAGCGUAAAGGUUCGUUACCAACAUUUGGACCACGAGCCAUUCAUCUACAGAUUCGAAGUGGAAAAUACCGGAACCAGGACUCGACACGCUAAAGUGCGAAUCUAUUUGGGACCCAAACGUGAUCAUUUGGGCAAUGAAAUCAAGAUUGGUGAAAUUAGGAGACUUAUGAUUGAAUUGGACUCUUUCCAUGUUGAGUUGAAACCUGGUAUGAAUACCAUUGAACGCCGAUCCAUCGAUUCCAGCGUAACCUUGAGCAAGCAGAAGUCCUUGAGAGAACUCCUGAAGGGUGAAGGAGCUGACAGGAGAGGAGAUGAAUACUGCAGCUGUGGAUGGCCAGAUCAUCUUCUUGUUCCAAAGGGUGAUGAGGUUGGAUUGGAAUUCCAUCUCUUCGCCAUCUUCACUAACUAUUUCGAAGACACUGUUAACGAUCACGGCCGAACUAACGAAUGCUUGGAUGCUGUGAGCUAUUGUGGAGCCAAGGACCAACUGUACCCCGACAAGCGAGCUAUGGGCUUCCCCUUCGACAGAGAGAUCCGUGCUUUCAACUUCAAGGAGUGGAGGCUGCCUAACAUGAUUGAUACACAAAUCAAAAUCAAGCAUACCGUUGCUUAAAGAGACAUUAUUAAAAAAAUAACAUCCGGAUUUCAAUUAUGAAGAAUUAUUAAAUUCAACUUAUAUAUAAGAAGAAAAAAAAACCCAAUGAAAUUAAAUAAAAAAUAAUUUAUACCGCUUGUCUUUGUUACCCCUUGCUUCUUAAGAUUUGACAAGGUAUUGAUAAUAAAUGCUAUUUUGCAGCUAGA